Messenger RNA from Eublepharis macularius, 1560 nucleotides. It is a transcript of the gene PRDM14, whose product is annotated as PR/SET domain 14. Lineage: Eukaryota; Metazoa; Chordata; Lepidosauria; Squamata; Eublepharidae. The coding region runs from base 1 to 1560 and encodes 519 amino acids. Gene Ontology annotation, biological process: regulation of transcription by RNA polymerase II. The record is from RefSeq and is a predicted model, not a curated record. Gene Ontology annotation, molecular function: RNA polymerase II transcription regulatory region sequence-specific DNA binding; protein binding. The transcript is spliced from 7 exons. Gene Ontology annotation, cellular component: nucleus.
AUGUGGGGCGCGCUGGGGGCCGGAGGGCUGGCCCGGGCCGGACAGCUGCGCCGAGGCGCCUGCCUGGAGCUCACGGGCUGCGGCGGCUCCCGGCAGGUCCCUUCCGCGGGUCCGCUCGGGUCCGGCCAGGCCAGCCCGGCCGCGAUGGCCUCUCCGCUGCCCGGAAGCGCCAAGGAGGCCGGCGGCGGAGGCGAGUCGCUGCUGCUGCUGCUGCGGGGCUGUCCGCUCUCGUCCUUCCGCCCGGUGGGGCCCCCGCCGCGCUUCCUGGAGGCUCCGCCGCCGGCUCCCUUCCCGUCCCCGACGGCCGCAGAGGGUAGGCUGGCUGGAGGCUCUCCCCGCCUGGCGCCCUUCCCCUUCCCGCCGCCCGCUCUGCCCCGCCCGCUCCCGCUCCUGGCCGCGCCAUGCCCCCCCGACGGAGCCUUGCCGAGAAGGAGCAGCCCGCCGGCGCCGGAGCCCGGCUACCGCUUCACCGCCCAGGAGCUCCACGCAGUCCUGUACGGGGCUCUCCCGGCAGCCGCCCGCCAGCCCCACAGCCCAGGCUCGGUUGAAGGUCAGCCGCUGUUUCCCGACAAGUCUUCUCUGCAACUCCCCGAAGGCCUUACCGUGCUGCAGACGGUGUUCCUAGACGGCCCCCAGCUGGGCGUCUUUUGCACCCAGGCCAUCCCGAAGGGGGUCCGCUUCGGCCCUUUCCAAGGCAAAGUGGUCAACACCAGCGAGAUCAAGACCUACGAUGACAACUCCUUGAUGUGGGAGAUCUUCGAGGACGGCCGCUUGAGUCAUUUCAUCGACGGCAAAGGCGCCUCCGGUAACUGGAUGUCCUUAGUGAACUGCGCUCGCUUCCCGGAGGAGCAGAACCUGACGGCGCUCCAGUGCCAGGGCCAGAUCUACUACGAGAGCUGCAAGGAGAUCUCACCGGGCCAGGAGCUGCUGGUCUGGUACGGCGACUGCUACCUGCAGUUCCUGGGCAUCCCCAUCAGCCUGAAGGGCCCCGUCGAAGGGAAGCGAGCCCAGCAGCCCUGCGAAGAGUCCCUGGAAGGCUUCAAGUGCGAGCGCUGCGGCAAAGUCUUCGCCUACAAGUACUACCGCGACAAGCACCUGAAGUACACGCGCUGCGUGGACCAGGGCGACCGCAAGUUCCCCUGCCACCUCUGCCAGCGCUCCUUCGAGAAGCGGGACCGCCUGCGCAUCCACGUCCUCCACGUCCACGAGAAGCACCGCCCGCACAAGUGCUCUAUAUGUGGGAAGAGCUUCUCUCAGUCCUCUAGUCUAAACAAACACAUGAGGGUGCAUUCUGGGGAAAGGCCCUACAAGUGUGUGUACUGUAACAAGGCAUUCACCGCCUCCAGUAUCCUGCGUACUCACAUCCGCCAGCAUUCAGGAGAGAAGCCAUUUAAGUGCAAACACUGUGGCAAGGCAUUUGCCUCCCAUGCAGCCCAUGACAGUCACGUGCGGCGCACACACAGCAAUAAGGACAAAGGCCGCACAUGUACAGUGUGCGGCAAAACAUUCCUAGAGGCAGAAGAAUUCCGUUUUCACAUGAAGUUCCAUGCAGCUCUGUAG